GCCGGGAGGGGGAGGAGAACUGACGUCAGCGGGAGAGUAUUAUGGUCUGUCGUGCGCUGGCUGCUGCUUUUCUGCUCCUGGAAGCGGCCAAGAGGGGAAGCGGCGAGUCAACAUGGAGCUUUCAGCGGUGGGGGAGCGGGUGUUCGCGGCCGAAGCCCUCCUGAAGCGGCGCAUACGGAAAGGACGCAUGGAAUACCUCGUGAAAUGGAAAGGAUGGUCGCAGAAGUACAGCACAUGGGAACCGGAGGAAAACAUCCUGGAUGCUCGCUUGCUGGCGGCCUUUGAGGAAAGGGAAAGAGAGAUGGAGCUCUAUGGCCCCAAAAAGCGAGGACCCAAGCCCAAAACCUUCCUCCUCAAGGCUCAGGCCAAGGCAAAGGCCAAAACUUACGAGUUUCGAAGUGACUCAGCCAGGGGUAUCCGGAUCCCCUACCCCGGCCGCUCGCCCCAGGACCUGGCUUCCACUUCCCGGGCCCGGGAGGGCCUUCGAAACAUGGGUUUGUCCCCGCCAGCAAGCAGCACCAGCACCAGCAGCACCUGCCGCACAGAGCCCCCUCGGGACCGGGAUCGGGACCGGGACCGGGAGCGGGAUCGAGAAAGGGAGAGGGAGCGAGAGAGGGAGCGGGAACGUGAGAGGGAACGAGAGCGGGGUACCAGCCGAGUGGAUGACAAGCCCAGCUCGCCGGGGGACAGCUCUAAGAAGCGAGGCCCCAAGCCGCGGAAGGAGCUCCCGGACCCCUCACAGAGGCCCUUAGGCGAACCCAGCGCCGGCCUCGGAGAGUACCUCAAGGGCAGGAAGCUGGACGACACCCCUUCCGGGGCAGGAAAGUUUCCAGCUGGCCACAGCGUGAUCCAGCUGGCCCGAAGGCAGGACUCGGACCUGGUGCAGUGUGGUGUGACCAGCCCUAGCUCAGCUGAGGCCACGGGCAAGCUGGCUGUGGACACCUUCCCUGCCAGGGUGAUAAAGCACAGGGCUGCCUUCCUGGAGGCCAAAGGCCAGGGUGCCCUGGAUCCCAGUGGUGCCCGGGUCCGACAUGGCUCAGGCCCCCCCAGCUCUGUGGGGGGCCUCUACCGGGACAUGGGGGCCCAGGGGGGAAGGCCCUCCCUCAUCGCCAGGAUCCCUGUGGCCAGAAUCCUGGGGGACCCGGAGGAAGAGUCCUGGAGCCCCUCCCUGACUAACCUGGAGAAGGUGGUGGUCACGGACGUGACCUCAAACUUUUUGACCGUCACCAUUAAGGAAAGUAACACGGACCAAGGCUUUUUUAAAGAGAAAAGAUGAAUGCUGGGUGGGUGUGCCCAGAAUGAGAGCAGGGGAGAGAGUGAGCGUGAGCUUGGCAUAGUGAUUUUUAUUUCUGGGUGGGAUGUGGCCUUUUGGCUGGUCCUAUCCCUGAUGUGACCCCCACCCCCACCAGCCCCUUUCAUCCCUCCUUCCUCCCCGUCAGUUUUUGUUGGAAAGAUUAUCUCUAGAGUUAUAUUUUCUAUUAGAUGUAAAUAUGUUAUUUAAGAAAAAUAUCUAAAUAUAUAUAUUUCAACUCUUGAAGUUGUUUUAUUUAAAGGAGAGAGACUCUCAUGGUGCUUUAGUUGGGGCAGGCAAAUGAGCUGGGGCAGGAGGGGCCCCCUUGCCCCAGGGCUCUAGGGAAGUUGGGGCCUGGGUACAGGUUUCUGAGAGUGUCUGGAGGGGCUUGGCCUGCCCACCCCACCCCUCCUUCCUUCUCCCACAGCCCAAUGCCAGACUCCUGGCACCAAGGCCCGGCCCAGAUUUGCUCUCUCUUCCCAUUGGCCAGGCAGUCCAACAAAAGGUUGGCUCCCCAAUCAGAAAAAAGGGGGGGUGGGGUCAGUUUUCCUUUUUUCACUUUUUUUUUUUUUUUUUAAGGUAAAGAAGUCUAUUAGGGAAAAACAGUAUUAACUUGAAUAAGCUUUUCGUGUGUGAUGUUGAAGGUUAAAACGUCCCCAGCAGGCAAGGGACAGGAGAUUUCUCCCCAGGACCACACCAGGAAAUGCACUUUAGGGAGGGGUGUGUGUGUGGUACACGCAGAUCGUGUGUAUGUCAUGUGGAUAAAACUCCCCGUUCCCUCGUUCCUUUCCUUACUCCG
Molecule: messenger RNA, 2090 nt
Organism: Piliocolobus tephrosceles (Ugandan red Colobus)
Lineage: Eukaryota; Metazoa; Chordata; Mammalia; Primates; Cercopithecidae
Gene: CBX8
Product: chromobox 8
Exons: 5
Coding region: 113-1276 (387 amino acids)
Biological process (GO): negative regulation of transcription by RNA polymerase II
Cellular component (GO): PRC1 complex; chromatin
Molecular function (GO): chromatin binding
Source: RefSeq, a predicted model, not a curated record